This is a messenger RNA of Osmerus eperlanus (European smelt), 2712 nucleotides long. It is a transcript of the gene bcat1, whose product is annotated as branched chain amino-acid transaminase 1, cytosolic. Gene Ontology annotation, molecular function: branched-chain-amino-acid:2-oxoglutarate transaminase activity. NCBI's taxonomy places the organism in Eukaryota, Metazoa, Chordata, Actinopteri, Osmeriformes, Osmeridae. The record is from RefSeq and is a predicted model, not a curated record. Gene Ontology annotation, cellular component: mitochondrion. The transcript is spliced from 11 exons. Bases 144 to 1331 code for a protein of 395 amino acids. Gene Ontology annotation, biological process: L-leucine biosynthetic process; L-valine biosynthetic process.
UUCUAUUUGCAAAUAUGCUUUUCUAAACAUUAAGCCUGUUGGCUUGCAUUACACUGUAGUAUAAUGGGGCUGAGGGUUAACGAAUAUCUUCAGUAAGCGGUUUAGCUUGUGGAGACAGCGCGCGAGUCACUAGCAUUUUCAUCAUGGCGAGAGUCCCAGACGUCCGUUCCACACCCGCGAGCGCUCCAUCUCAUCAGGGGUAUGGAAACGAUGUAUCCAGUAACGGAAUGGUGGAUGGCUGUCACACCUUCAAGGCUGCUGACAUGGUCAUUGAGCUCUCUCAGGACCACAAGGCCAAACCGGACCUGACCAACCUGGUGUUUGGGAGUGUGUUCACGGACCACAUGCUGACCAUCGAGUGGUCCAGCGCGGAGGGCUGGCAGAAGCCCCACAUCAAGCCGUUUGGCAACCUGCCCAUGCACCCCGCCUGCUCGGCCCUGCACUACGCAGUCCAGCUGUUUGAGGGGAUGAAGGCGUACAGGGGCCCAGAUGACCGAGUGCGUCUCUUCAGACCCAUGCUCAACAUGAACCGCAUGGCCAGGUCUGCCGAGAGGGCCUGCCUGCCUGCCUUUGACAGGGCAGAGCUGCUGGAGUGUGUCCGGAGGCUGGUGGAGCUGGACCAGAGCUGGGUCCCCCAGUCCGACUCGGCCAGCCUCUACAUCAGACCCACCUUCCUAGGCACAGAGCCGUCCCUGGGGGUGAAGAAGCCAUCCCGCGCGUUGCUCUACGUGAUCCUGAGUCCAGUGGGGUCCUACUUCAGCACGGGCGUCAAGCCCGUGUCCCUGUGGGCCGACCCCAAGUACAUACGAGCCUGGAGGGGAGGAACCGGCGACUGCAAGAUGGGAGGAAACUACGGUUCCUCUAUCUACGCUCAGAACGAAGCUGUGGAUUAUGGGUGCCAGCAGGUGCUCUGGCUUUACGGAGACGACCACCAGAUCACAGAGGUCGGCACCAUGAACCUCUUCCUCUUCUGGACCAAUGAGGAUGGAGAGGAGGAGCUGGCCACGCCCCCGCUGGAUGGAAUCAUCCUGCCUGGGAUCACCAGACAGAGCAUUCUAGAGCUCACCAGGAAAUGGGGGGAGUUCAAGGUGACUGAGCGCCACUUGACCAUGUUGGACCUGCAGAGGGCUCUGAAGGAGAAGCGGGUGCAGGAGAUGUUUGGUUCUGGUACUGCCUGCGUGGUCAGCCCUGUGGGGCGCAUCCUCUACCAGGGAGAGAACUUGCUCAUCCCGUGUCAGGACAACAGCCCACAGCUGGUGUUCAGAUUGCUAAAGGAGCUCACGGAUAUACAGUACGGUCACACUCCUAGUGACUGGGCCUUCAUGGUGUAGCCAAACCAGCUAAAAGGACAAACAUAAACACUCUCUGACACUCAAACACACACACACACAUUUGAAAAGCAAUACAACCAAACAGACAUGGAAGCGUCCAAAGUAGCACAGUGUGCUUGCACUACACACAAACUAUACACACAAACGACAGUACCUUCCACAGUAGCACAGUGUCUUGUCUAUCUAUAUAUGGGUGAACUCUUUAAAUUUGCAGUUAUCUUAGUCUGAUUGUAUAAUACCUGAUAGUCAGUAUUCAUGUCCUAAAGCACACAGACACACCCACUUCACCCAGCUCAGCUAACAUUGGGCGCUUGUAUACACAGGGCUCAUCUAGAUAGGUAAAUAUGUGAUUGAACACAGCACAAUAUAUGUUAGCACAGGACCACAUCCUCAGGCAGUAUGCUACCUUGGAAGGAGACGACACAAGAUGACGAGACAGCUUGUCUGUCUGACGUGUGGCCUUCAGUGGAAAUAAUAACAAGGGAAGGAAGGAAAUGACGGAGGAAGGAAAGGAAGGAAGAAUCCUAUUGGCACUUUCACUUGAUCAAAGAUGGACCUAUCCUAACAUGUCGUGACAUACAUCAUGCAGCAUGGCAUCUCUUAUGCAGAUACACUUGAUAUAGUGUUGUUUAUGUAUGUGCUGUUUGUAUUGUAAUGAGACCAAACACAGAGUUCUAUUUGUAUGGUGUUGCUGUGUAUUCAAUAGAGUAUUUUUAAUAUAGAAGAUUAUUUUUCAAAUGAUUUGCUGUUUGAAUCAGUGUGGAGGGUCAAGAGCACUUUAUGAGAGCGGACAGAGAACUACAUCCUCAGGGGAAGAUGCUGAAAUGCACACUGGGUAAAUGUAAUGAUCAAACAUAAAUGGACACGGACUGAUCCUAAUAAUGUGCUGAGAGAAAGAUCAUUUGACUUUCCAUGUCAGUGUUUGUCAGUUGUUAGUUGCAUGAUCUGUGUGUAAAUGAGUGUACAUUUCCUUAGAGAGCAAUAAAACGUAGAGGUCACAAACGAAACGUAACAAUAAGCCAUUAGACUGUAUUAUACUGUAUACCACAAAGCCUCGGAAACGUGUGCUAUCAUACUAACCCUGUUAGCUGUGCACUAAAUAUACCUGUGUGUUCCUUGGUAUUUCGAAUGGAAUUUGAUGUCUGUGUUGAAAGGGAAGCUAAUUAAAUGUUCCCUGGACCUGUAUUGCCUUGAUCCACCAGUGUGUGACUAGAAUGUAAAGCACAACCUUUUGUCUUUUGUGGAGCCCUAUAUAUUCAGAGAUUAAAUGGAAUACAUAGUUCAUAUACAAAGUGUGUUGGAUAUGUUCAUAUGUAAUCUAUGGGUGUAUUGGCAAGUUUUGCCUGUCAAUAUCAUGUUUAUCCAAGUAAUAAAUUCUCUA